GUUGGCUAACCUAAAGAUAUACAUUUUGAAAUUUUAGAAACAUGUUCUUGAUAGCAUAUAUAAAUGAACUAAUUACGAAAUAUUAGCAUGAAACAAGGGGCAUUAACGUAAAGCAACAAAAAUAAGUGUCCCAAACCUUUCUUCGCUUAUCUAUCCCAACCAAAACUGAUCUCUCUCUUGUGAACCUCCUGGAUCUUUUCAAAAUCCCCCAACAAAGUGAGGAAAUGGCCGCAGAGGAAGUUCUGAAGCUUUUUGAUGUCUAUUGGUUUGAGCAACCAAUUUUCUCCAAGAAACCAGUUUCAAGAUCGCAAGAAACAAGUCAAGAUCAUAAAGAGCAAGUUGAAGAAAGGGAACUAAAGCUUCCGCGCAUAUCGACCCUUCACGUCAGGUCUAUGAGUGACCUGGCCUUGAACGCCACAAUGAGUUUUUCCUCUGGUUCCCUGUCUCCAAAUUCAGUGCUUACCACGCCAAGGCUUCAGACUAUUCUGUCUGGGAAAGAUGUGAAUGAAGAUGAUGCAGAUGUUCAGAAGGAAAAGAUGAAGGAAGCAGCCGCUAAGCCUAUAUUGGUUGAAAGAAGAAGCAAAACAAGAACAAUGGGUAGCAGUAGGAGCUUGUCAGAACUAGAGUUUGAGGAGCUAAAAGGGUUUAUGGAUCUUGGUUUUGUGUUCUCGGAGGAAGAUAAAGAUUCCAGUUUAGUGUCUAUAAUUCCUGGGUUGCAAAGACUGGGAAAGAAAACUGAAGAAAGUAGAGAAGAAAAUAUUGGUCAAACUGUGGUUCCAAGGCCCUACCUGUCUGAAGCAUGGGAGGUUUGGGAUCGAAGGAAGGUAAAGAAUCCAUUGAUGAAUUGGAGAAUUCCUACAAUGGGUAACGAAGUGGACAUGAAAGAUCAUCUCAGGUUUUGGGCUCAUACAGUUGCUUCAACUGUUAGAUAACAACAAACAAUGUUUGAAUUUCUUCUCCCUUCUAAGAUGUACUUGAUCUUCUGUGCCCUUUUGAAUUGUUGUCUUAGGUUGGAUGCUCGUAUUUCCUUUAGGUGCGAUUUUGUGGCUCUCUUUGCAAAAAUUGUAAGUGUAAAUAAUUAAACAGAGAAAUCAAAUCUCACCAGUGUCAGCUUUA
Molecule: messenger RNA, 1116 nt
Organism: Theobroma umbraticum
Lineage: Eukaryota; Viridiplantae; Streptophyta; Magnoliopsida; Malvales; Malvaceae
Product: DUF1685 family protein
Source: RefSeq, a predicted model, not a curated record